Messenger RNA from Malaya genurostris, 1190 nucleotides. It is a transcript of the gene Pex11c, whose product is annotated as peroxisomal membrane protein 11C. The transcript has 5 exons. Gene Ontology annotation, cellular component: peroxisomal membrane. Lineage: Eukaryota; Metazoa; Arthropoda; Insecta; Diptera; Culicidae. Bases 261 to 974 code for a protein of 237 amino acids. The record is from RefSeq and is a predicted model, not a curated record. Gene Ontology annotation, biological process: peroxisome fission.
AGUACGAGGUAGUAAACAAAAAUGCAGUCUCUUUGGCCAUCCUUCAUUUCGCGGCAGUCCAUUGAUAAAUUUCGUUGUGAAUGGUUGGAAUUGUGUUCUUGCUAGUGUUAAGAUUUGUACAGUAGAACAAGUCAAUAAAUAUUUCUUCAGUUUUGGUUCAACUAUCGAGAAACAGUACUCAAUUUAAAAACUUCAUUGCACAAACAAUUUAACUGAAGUAAAAUAAAUUGCAACGAAGGAAGAAAUCUUUAGUUGUGAAAAUGAGUAAUCCUUUGAACGAAAUUUGCGAAAUGCUAGAUACUUACACGGGACGGGAUAAGAUCGUAAGGACACUGUGUUAUACCGCCAAACUAGCCUCGGGAUUGUCGUCGUCUAGGGAUCCCGAAUUAUCUAAAAAGUUGGCUAUAUUCAGUUCCAAAAUGUCACAGACGCGAGCAACGUUGCGACUGCUGGACGAUCUCCCUAUGAUCAGCUACUCUCUCAACUAUGGGCUUGGGAACAAGGAACCCGACCGCAUAAUCGGCCUCAUAGGUUUCGUCACCAACAUUAUCGACCAUGUGUACUAUCCGGUGGACAAGAUCUGUUGGAUGGUGGAACAUAAGAUACUCAAUGUGGAAAACCCGACCAAAUGGGAUGCUGCAAGUUCAAUGCUUUGGCUUACCUCCAUCUACCUGAACCUGAUGAAAACCGCCCGGAACUAUACCGUCAUGGAACAACACAAAUUACACAUGAAUAAAACGGAAAACGAAACCAGUCAAUCAUACAAAACGCUAAUGCAGAAGCAACGCAUGGAGUUAAUCUCGAUUGUUCGACUAUCGUUGGAUUUGGUGCAUGCUGGUAGCACACUACCGAAGGGACUACUCUGGGGAGGCAAGUUCGAAUCCUGGCAGGUCGGUCUAAUAGGAACCGUCUCGUCCUUCAUCGGUCUGUAUCAGUAUUUUGCGAAGAAAAGGAUUGUAAGCCAAAGUUCCUAGUGUUCCGUUGUUAGAGUAAAAUUAUGAGUUAGCUCACAAACGUGUCUUCAAAAGACACCGGGACAAUCAAAAUCAAACGAAAAAGUGCUACUGAGUAAAACUAUUUUAUCGACAAGUUCAUCAAAACUUGUUUGUAAGACAAACUGGGUUGAGGGAAAAAAAUGUUAUUUCUAGACUUACCUGUAGAUAGAAAAUAAUAAAUCGAAAUUCUAGUCA